Messenger RNA from Pelobates cultripes (western spadefoot toad), 8307 nucleotides. The record is from the annotation of a GenBank genome assembly. NCBI's taxonomy places the organism in Eukaryota, Metazoa, Chordata, Amphibia, Anura, Pelobatidae.
CGGAUCAUUACGUGACUUACACUCUGGAAAAAAAAAAAAAGGCAAGCUGUUUGAUUCAUGGAUAAAAAUCCCAGCAGCACAGCCCCUCAAACAAUAGCUGGCAUUUAAAGGUAAUAUACAGACAAACAAUUAUAAAGGGAGCUCUUCCUAAAGCAGUGUUUGCAGAAACAUCUCUGCUUAUUGCACACGCAGACAGAGACAGAGAGGUGCAAGACAUAUAUAUUUAUAUAUAUAGAUCUCCAUAUAUAUGUGUGGUAUACAUGCAAGAAAGGAGGGCUGGUCAACUUGGAUAGCAGCACAAGAAGGAAGAAAGCAGCUAGUGGAACGCCUCAGGAGAAGUAUCUCAGAGAAGAUUUCUUUGUCAGCAACUCAGCAUCUCAGCCAAAGACUCAGAAAGAGUCUGCACCAGGCUCUCUGCCUCACUAGCUCUCUGCAUUUUUAACAUUUUAUUUUCCUUUAGCAGUUUCUACAUCAUUAUCAUUUAUUCUUUUUUUUUUUUUUUUGUCCACAUACUUGUAGCCUGCUAGGGAAGUUACCCAUCAUCACACCUCUGUUGUGCUAGUCUCAUUUGUUUUUGUUUUUGUUUUUUUCCUUAAAAUCGAUCCAACAGGAAUCCCCACCGUUUCUUUGAUCAGAAUAAGAUUUUCUGGACUUGUGAUUUACAUCAAACUUUUUUUUUUUUUUUAAAUCGAAAUCUCAUUGACUGGUCAGUCAGUCAGUAUCUGCUUAUUGCAACUUGAGAGACAAGGCAAUGCAAUUCUCAAUCUGACACCACAGACCCAGGGGGAACUUCCAAGACACUUGUCGGGAACUUGGAACAAAGCUCCUCUUUCCCUUUCUCUCUCGCUUUUCAAACGGAGUGGAUUUUGUCAGUUUUAUAUGGUAAGUAUAUCACACCAUUCUGUUAGAUCAAAGCAUGCACAGUUAUAAUGCUUAUAGUUUCAUUUUUUAUUUAUUUUUUAAGACUAAGGGGGCUGUGGUGUGUAUAGAUUUUAAAGAACGUGGUUACCUGUUAGUACUCCAGCUGCUGUGAGCUGCCUCUCUCAUGAUGCUCAGUCAUCAUCACGACUGGCUAAGCCUUCUGUGAGUUGCUGUCCACAGCAGCUGGUGUGUCAGAAGAUUAAGCCAUGACUGGCCGUCGGAGUUGGCACUAUAGUCGCCCUGCCUGAUUAUACUCUGGUCUAAUUGAGGUCAAAACACACAUGGAUCUGAGCUAAUGAGAAGUGCUUGUUGAAAAAUGUUUUCAUCACUUGUAUCCUCCGCAGAAUGACAAUGUGCAGGAAAGCUGUGCUCGCCUGGCUGCUGGUCUAUGGCAUAAUGAGAUGCAGUGUCCACUCCUCACCUGCUGCCCUCAAGUACCCAGCCAUCAGGUAAGUACAAGGAUACCUGGCUGUUAGAAUCACCCAACACCUGUGUUUAAGCAGGGCAGGUAAACCAUACCUCUGGGUAUGGCUGGUUCUCAGACUAAAAACCUAAAUAAACACAACGAUGUUUUUUUUUUGUUUUGUUUUCCCAAAAGGAUUCUGAAAAAGUAGAUCCCCAUCAGGUUUUGCAGUACCCCAAUUCCCAUCAUGUUCUACCAGGGGCUUUAGCAUCAUGGGAGUUGUGGUAAUAAAAUAGCUGGGGAUCUACCUUGUGAGCUCCUAAAAUACAAAGAGUGCCUGAGCUUUUGCAGCCCAGAAUGUCUGUAGAGGUCUCCCCUGGGGGUACAUCGCUGGUGUGAUUUUCUUUACAAUUAAACCAGUAUGAGGGGAGGGGGCAGGUAAUGUCUGCAUAGUAUGAGAUAGUAUAAGACUGCAGGUGCUAGUACCUUGAAUGAGCACCUGUAAGCAAUCCCAGCAAAAUAUUCACAGACCAAUAAGACAUACAGGGAAUUCCAAAAAAUGUUGACACAGCCCUAAUAUAAACUCUUAUUAUAAUUAGUCGACUUCUUUCUUUUUAAAAAUGAACCAUGGCGUGCAAUUUUCUUUUUACAUAUUAGCUCGCCUCAACAUAUUUUUUUUUUUCUAAAUAAGAUCAAAGCCAAAUACAGCCUCAGGCUACCUGUCCUGACACAAUAAAAAAACCCACAAUUGCCUAUCUACAGACUAUGUCAUUAUCAAGGCUGUAAUAUUGAUUUUAUGUUCGGUGAUCACUCCAGUGAUAGAUGCUUAUAUUCCGAAUGUCUCUGUAUUAUCUGAUGUCAAUUUAUUGCAGACAAGUAACCAGUGACAAAUUGGGAAUUUAAGGCUCAUUUUCGAAAAUGGAUUCAAAUACAUUGAUCCGGUUAAAGACAGGGGAUGCAGAAUGCAGAACAAGCAAUGCUGCAAAUGAUGCUGUUGACUAAAAUUGAACCUGCAUCUAGGCAACUCAGUUAGGAGAUCAUUAGAUUAGAUCAUUAGCAGAAACACACAGGGAAAAGACUACAGAGGAAAAAACUUAUAUGUAGCCAUAUACUUAGUUUAGAAUCUCCAAAUAUCUAUUCUUUGUACAAUAGUUAAUUAUAUUACUAAUCGGAUAAUGCAUUCAUUAAUUCUGCUGGGGAUAAAUUAAAUAUGGCGUUUUAAAAUGCAGAAUUGUUAUUUUUUUGGCAUGUCUGGCUGCUACUUUUGGUCCAAUUUCCCAUCUGAUCUGUUUUUUUUUUUAGUUUAUGAAUAAUGCAUCUGCUGUGAGUUUCAAUCGCUCAUGGUUUCUUUUAACACAGCAUUAUAUCUGUAGUAUUUUUAUAGUCUCCUGUAAAAUAAGGACAUUCACAUAAUUAUAUUAAAUAUAAAAAUAAUUUGAUAAAUUAGUCUGAUCUGUUUAGGGAUGCAUGAUUGAAGUGAGUAAGUUCUAUAUAAUAUUGCAAAAUAAAAUAAAAUACAUUAUUUAAAAAAAAAAAAAAUCGAUUUAAUCAGUUAAAUUUCCUAUGCUAAACUGCGUAUAAUGUCAGACUGGCCCUGUUUGGGUGCAUUGCCGGUAUACCCACUUGUCACAGAUAUUCUGUACAGUACCCAAUAUCAUUGGCCUGCGUUAUGGAGAGUCUGACACAGCUAAACUAUGAUCCACAUUUAGCAAAAGUAAAACACUUUCGAAACAUUUAUUAUUAAUAGAGCUGCUAGAGCGAACUGACGAAAAUAGCUUACGGUGACCUACAUCCCGGCAGAUACAAAGUAUAUAGAAAAAAAGAAACUUAAGGAGGUACUUGGAAUUGUAAGACAACGAAAAUGGGAUCAAUCAGUGCCAGGAUUCAUUGAAUGUCUGCCCAACUAGCCCUCCUCCCACAUUGGCAAUCUGAGGAAUGCUAAGUGCUUUCUGUGCUUUAGUAAGAGCUAUGUCUGAUUUAAUGUUUGGACAAUGCUUGUGUGUUUCAUUAUUGUCUGUCUGUCUGUCGGUCUGUCUAUCUCAUUAAAUUUACACAUACACUGGCAUGUACACACAAACUGGCAAUAUCACACAUAGUUUGGUAUACAGACACUGGCAUACACUCACAUUUACACUGGCAUACACAUGAACACUGACAUAUACACACACAUAACAUGGCAUAUACACAUACAUACACACACUCAUUGGCAGUCACCCACGCAUACACUUGCUCAUACACACUGCAUAAACACACACUGAAAAACGCAUGCUCUAGCAUGCACACAUUAACAUGUACACAUAUACACUGACACACACACACACACACACACACACACACACACACACUCAAACCAGCUCAUUUUCUCUCCCCUCAGUUCUUGUACUAAUGAUUGUAGGAUUUGGCAGCUCAUUCUGGCCCAUCCCCAACCUCAGGUCAGCUCACAGAUGGGAUGCUCUUGUUAUUUCUCUCACGCCCACCUACAGAUUGAUGGGGUCUCUGGGGGUCUUUCUCCAUCAGCGUCUGGCAUCUCAUCAACAAUAUUCAGGAUAAAAAAAAAAAAAACCCACCAGUAAUGUACACACAUGAACUGAACCUCUUCCAGGGAUUACAUUGCUCUGAAAGGCACUGAUCAAGUCAUUAGGCAUUUUCUGAUUAAUUAAGAGGCUGACAAUUCAUUCCUUGUUUUCUUUCUGUUUGCUUGUUAGGCUUGAAGAUGAUGUCUAUGAUGAUGAUGCGAACACACUUCCAGAUUUUUCGUUCGAUAACGAUCCGAUUAGUAUCAGGAGUUCAGGAUCGGUGUUAGACGAUAUGUACUCUUUUUAUUAUCCUGCGGAAAAGAGGUGAAUUCAGAAUUAUUCAUUUUAAUAUUUUUAUUUUGUGCAGCCUCUCUCUAAUGCAAUUAAACUGAACUAAAUCGACUUGUUCCAUAGUCACAAAUAAAAUCUGUAAACACGCUACCAUAAGAACAUUGUUUCUGUUUCAUGUCAUGGAAUACUGCAAGAGUUAAACUGCAUCCAAUUUGUUGAACAGAAGAUGCACAUUUUAAGGGGGGAUGGAAAUUUAUGGAAAUUUUAAUGUAAUUCAGCGCUAAUCAGGUGGCAUCUUGCAAUUAGGCAGCAUUUCUUGGAAUUAAAGAAAUAUAUAUGUUUCACUGUGACAGAACAUUGUGACACUGUGAUUGUAGAUGUAGGAGGAAGGGAUGUAUAUCUAGAAUAAAACACAUGAACCAGAGUAAAACAUGACCCCAUGAUAAAUCACUGUGGAGAUAAUCAGGAAACAGCUAUGGACAGAUGUACCCUUCCUUACACACAGACAGAGACAGACACAGACACACAGACACACAAACACACACACACUCUCUUUCUAGCUCUCUCUGUAUUGAGAUAUGUUCGUUUGGUGAAGUAGAAAAAAAAACGUUAAUGUCACUAUUCUAGAAAUCAUAUAUUUUUUUUUCUUUUAAUUUACUUUUUUUUUUUUCUUUGCUGUUGUCAGACAUGCUGAUGAUCUAUUAAGCAAAGCCUAUAGGAAUGUGCUGGGACAAUUGUCUGCGAGAAAAUACCUGCAUACCCUGAUGGCCAAACGCUUAGGGUAAGCUUAAACUGUUAAAUCCAAGUAAAUAUUUGACAAAAAAAUAAAAUAAUAAUCCUGCAGUAUAGGUGGUGUUUAACCCUUCGCUGGCCAGAUGAGUUUAUAUGCAGAACGUUUAAGAUUAAAAAAGAUAUUGAUUUUUUUUAUACUAAAUUAUCCUAUAGGGAAGUCAUAUAUAUAUAUAUAUAUAUAUAUAUAUAUAUAUAUAUAUAUAUAUAUAUAUAUAUAUAUAUAUAUAUAUAUAUAUAUAUAUAUAUAUAUAUAUUUCAUCACCACACCCAAUUAGCUGCACAGCAAUUUCUUCCCACCUCCAGUCUUCUGUUAAAUAGGCUGAACUACAAUAGAUCAUUUUUUUAUUGUUGAGAAUUGUAAUGUAUCCCAUUAUAAUUGAUCCCCAUUGCGCUAUGACACAUCCUGCAGCCUCCUAGUGUGUACCUCUUGCAGUGUACAUUUCAGGGUAGGGUAAUAUUUUAAUAUAGCCCAUGAGACAGCCCUGCAUUUUCAUAAUGAUUUAUUCAUGUGAUGAAUAUAUUGUUUCUGGUCUGUCGAGUUCAAUUACCAAGCUACCACGUCACAACAUAUGAAUCCCUUUUAGCUUUUAAAACCUAGGAUUUCAACUUGUAAUAGAUUACUUGAUAGCACACACACACACACACACACACACACACACACAUAUAUAUAUAUAUAUAUAUAUAUAUAUAUAUAUAUAUAUAUAUAUAUAUAUAUAUAGCGACCCUGCAUCUUAAAUACUUGCUUGGUUGAAGGAAAUAAAGCUUUAAUAUCUGUUUCAGUGUAGGUAUAUGGUGAAAUAUUAAGCAUUUAUUAUCUGAAAUGGUUUCCAUUAAAGUCUGAGUAUCGAUCUGUAUAUAUUGGCUUUUCCAAGAUUCUAUUUUAAGUUGUAAAUUGGCAAAGCACACAUAACAGCCUAUUUGUGUAUAUAGUACAUUGUAUUAGAUACACUAUGGCUGUGGUUAGGUUGGGAAUCUUUAACAAGUCAAUGCACUUGUGCUAACAAUGUUGUGAUUAGCAAGGGUUUUAUUAAAUAUGCCCCAGGACAUUUUUUUAUGGUUUGUACAUUAAGAGGAGAUAGGUUCUGAUGAAGAUGGUACCCUGUACCACCUUAGUCUGUAUUGUAGAAAUGUAAUAAUGAUUGGUUUCUUUAAUAUGCUAGACCCUACACCUGGUCUAGCCCCAAUCAGUGCAAUGAUAGCCAGCUACAUGUCUGGCAGUGAGAACACAACCCUUUUCAUGCUAUUAGACAGAGACCCCAGAUGCAAUUAUGGUAGCAAAGACAGGAGUCAGGGCAGCCCUGUAGUGAUUGGUAGUGAGACAGAGGCCUUUGGGACUUGUCUUACAGGAGGAUGAAGGCAUAGCCUUUGCCUAAUGGAGCCUGGGCAGCACUGUAGCAGAUGUUUGUAGUCUUUGUUCAAGAUUUACACAGCAAUAAUUGGGCCUGACAUUAAGAUAUUUUCUCCCUCUUUCAGAAAAUGAUAAGACAUCAUUCUGGUGAAAGGAAAAAAAAAAGCAUUUGCUGAUUUUUGACACACUCCUGUAUAGCACGGUGUAUGCUUAAAUAUUCACAAGCUGGAGGUGGUAAAAAUAGAACCUCUACUGCAAUAAUUUAUGGCCUUUGUGUUACAAGGCAUUUUGAUUGUCAUUCCAUCUGUUUGGGACUAGUGUAAAUCAGUUAGUGUUGGAAUAAAUCAGAUCAUAAACAUAAAAUAUGGAGAGAAUUAUAAAAAUGAUCUCUUAUCUACAGAUUUAUGUAAAUGCAGUGUUUAAUUGUGAGAUAGAAUGUGAUAAAGAAACACAAUAGGGGAGGGCUUUGCAUCAUUAAAAAUAUCUAGUUUAUAAGUCAUAUUUCUGAGUCAGGGUCUGAAAGGACAGUUCUAGGGAGCUUGCUUUGUAAUGUGUGUGAGAACACUAUAGGGAAUUUCCUAAAUAGGGGUAGGAGCUAAUGUGUUCUUGUGGUAAGGAAAAUGUAUGUAUUAGUUGAAUCAGCAGAGGUGCUUUCUUAAAGGAUUUAGAUUAAAGUGAAGAAAACGAGACUGUGAUUGCCUUGCGUGUAAGCAUUAUACCUUCCUUAUAGCAUUAACAUUGGUUUCAGAAUUCUGCAGGUAACCUUUUAAUGUGCAAUAAAUGUUCAGUGUCAGAUACAAAGUUUAUUACAAUACUGGCAGAUCUGGUGAUUCUGGGUCUGAACUAGAUCCAAAUAAAAAAAAACAGCUUGGGAGAUGGGGAAUGAUACAAGUGGAUACAAUCUUAGUGUAGACAUAACCAGUUGUGUCCAGAAAGGUAUUGAAAUUACUGCUUCAUGCCAGUGAGGGCAAUACUAAGGAGGACAAUUUCUAUCAUUUUCCUUCUCAAGUCCAUGGUAGGAUGAAGAUAACUUGCUGAUAGGAACAAUGAUACCAGAUAUUUGGUUAUCCAGACAUGCCUUAACAGUCUCAGGGAUGAUCUAAAGGUAGAACCCUCAGAUGAUGUAGAACUGUGAUGCUUUGCCAGCCUAUGAUGCAGUGCCAUCCUUUACAGUGGCAAAGUAUCAUGGGAGUUGUAGUUCUGCAAGUUCUGGGCAAUCUACCCUUCGGCCACCCUUGCUUGGCAUAAUUGAUGUAGUAGACAGAGAGUCCCCAGUUUUUUGCAACUCUUCCUUUUUUGCCAUUGCAGUGCAGUGAGUAGCAGCCUGGAGGAUGACUCAGAACCCUUAUCCAAACGACACUCAGACGGUAUCUUCACUGACAGCUACAGUCGCUACAGAAAACAAAUGGCUGUCAAGAAAUAUUUGGCUGCAGUCCUUGGGAAAAGGUAUAAACAGAGAAUUAAAAAUAAGGGACGCCGGGUAGCGUACUUGUAGCGAUGAGAAGGCAGCCUCUCCCCUGUAUACAGCCCCAACAAACCAAGUCACACCAAACUGACUGAACAAUCAUCGCUCCUGUGUUAUUUACAAACAUGUAUUUAUGUAUGAAGUAAAGCCAUUAAAUGAAUAUUUUGAUAAUAAUAUCGUUUUUCUUUUGUACAAAAAAGCACUAGAGAACGUACAGAUCUACUUUGUGGAAUACAUAUAUAUAUAAAUUCAUAGAAAGUGUGCAGAGAAAAAAUAGAAUUCGCACGAGCUGUUUAUGUUUUUAUAUAUAAAGAAACAAAAAUAUAUAGACAAAAAAAGACAAUCAUUGUUUUGGAUAUUUUACUCCUAUUUUUGUAACAGAAAUUAAAAGGAUAGUAUUUUUAUCCACGACAGGAUUGAAGACAAUAGUUCUGAGCAGACAUUGAUGUACUUGACGUAGACAUUGAUGCCCUGAUCCAAGGGGAUUAAAUAAAAUUUAUAAUUUGAGGAAGCAGUGAAUCCCUGAGUAGGGCUUAUUUAAGGCAAACGUACAUAUGAUUUUAGAGGUCUG